Didymella exigua CBS 183.55 is the source of this 1023-nucleotide messenger RNA. RefSeq lists its product as uncharacterized. Lineage: Eukaryota; Fungi; Ascomycota; Dothideomycetes; Pleosporales; Didymellaceae. Gene Ontology annotation, cellular component: mitochondrial inner membrane. The coding region runs from base 1 to 1023 and encodes 340 amino acids. The record is from RefSeq and is a predicted model, not a curated record. The transcript is spliced from 2 exons.
AUGGCGUUCCUCUUACGGCGGCCCUUCGCCAUCCCAGCAACCAUCAAGCAGUCCGUGACAAGGACAUCGCAGCUCUCAGUGCGCGCCCUCCACAACACGCCACUGAAGCAGCACCCGCACUUGUUCAAGUCGAAAGCACCCACACUCACCACCGCCACCAAUGUCUCCAAGUUCCAGUCCGCAUUCCGUCGCUCGUACCAGCAGCAGGCCAUCAGCAACCCGCUCGCGCAGGGCGAUGCGCGACAGCGCCUUCUCUACGGCGCUGGCAUCUUCGGCGCAACCCUGCUAGGCAUCAACCUGAUCUUCAACCGCGAGACACGCGAGGAUGGCGGCAUGCCGCCUUUCGAGCGCGCCUACCUCAACGACACAUUCCUGCACACUGGCCUGGGUAUCGGAAUCAUUGGCAUCGCCGCGCGCGCCAUGCACAUGAAUGGCUGGUCGUUCAGACUCAUGGCCGCCAACCCGUGGCUGGUCAUGGGCGUUGGUCUCGCUGCUAGCAUUGGAACCAUGUACGGCACCAUGGCUACCAACCCUCAGAACUACGCUCAGAAGUACGCACUGUGGACCGCCUUCAACGUCACUCAAGCCGCGCUCCUCGCACCGCUCUUCUUCAUGCACCCCGCUAUCCUCGCUCGCGCCGGUCUCUACACCGCCGGUCUGAUGGGCUCGCUCGCAUUCGUCGGCGCCACGGCCAAGACUGACAAGUACAUGUACCUGGGCGGCCCGCUGCUGGCGGGCGUCGCCAUCGUCGCGCUGUCCGGUCUGGCGCCCAUGGUGAUUCCCGCCACGGCCGCGCGCACACUGAUGUGGAGCGAGAACAUCUGGCUGUACGGCGGCCUCGCGGUUUUCGGCGGUUUCACACUGUACGACGUGCAGAAGAUCCUGCACCAUGCGCGCCAGGCAGAGCAGGGUCUCAGGCCCAAGGAUCCGGUCAACGAGUCCAUCCACCUCGAGCUGGACUUCAUCAACAUCUUCGUCAGGAUGGUGCAGAUCCUAGCCAUGCAGCAGAGCAGGAGGAAGUAA